Scleropages formosus (Asian bonytongue) is the source of this 2645-nucleotide messenger RNA. RefSeq lists its product as uncharacterized. The transcript is spliced from 5 exons. Lineage: Eukaryota; Metazoa; Chordata; Actinopteri; Osteoglossiformes; Osteoglossidae. Bases 128 to 2236 code for a protein of 702 amino acids. The record is from RefSeq and is a predicted model, not a curated record.
ACCACCCUGUUCGUGGGUACGAAACGUGGCGCGCGCAGAAGCGCGAGGGCUGCGGGACCGAGCGGAGACACAGGAAUGUGCGGAGCGGCGCGCGACGUCUUCUGAGGCAAGCCAAGGCAAGCGAGAGAUGAAAAGAGGCACCUUCCACCUGCUGGGCACGCGGAAGAGCCCGUCGCUGUACGACGCCCCCGUGCAGGAGGUGAAGGAGACAGAAAAUGUGGUCCUGGAUUUGGGCUCAGCUGCCAUUCCCGAGUCGGGCACGGCCCGGGUGAAGCCGCGGCCCACCGUGAAGCACCACAUGGCAUCUGCUUCUUCCCCUGAUGACCUGUAUGGCUUGGCUGUCCCAACUCCGACAGUACCCCUCCUGCCUCCGGCCAACGGUGCCACACCAGCAGGGAAAGCAAACAUGAACAUGUUACGCAGUGGAAAUUCUGGUCUUCAGGCAUUUGAUGGACAGGACAUCAUUCCUCCACCUCCACCUAUGGAGCCUCCACCCCCACCCCCUCAGAAAACCCCUCCUGCUCCAGUUAGCUUCCCAUACCAACCCUCAGUUCCUCCCACCUGGCAACCAUCAUCCCCAAAGCCUCAGUCCAUCUCAGUGAUUCCACCUCAGAAGUUUCUUACAGAUCCAUCCAGCACCAGUGCUUCUCCAUCUGGUUCAUUCAUGCAGUCUCAUGGUCCAGCUUCUGCUAAACAUGGCAUUGUGACCCCCUUCUCACUUCCUGAUUUAUCCAUGGGGCAGUCACAACCCACGAGUCCCAGGAUCCAGAAGGUUCCCCCUCCAAAGCCACACAGGCUUUCCUCCAUCUCCAGCCAAGAUGGGAUUACACAGAUUCCAAGCCCAGUUCCACCUUCCCAAGAUGCUGCACCAUCCAGUUUCAACCCGCAGAACAAGGCUAAGCUGUACAACAUAGCCAAAACCAGUCUUCUGAGUAGCCAAAAAGAUGUUGAACCAAAGCAAAAGCCCAUACUCUUACUGGAGGAGUCUCCUUCAGAUCCAUUUGUGGUUCAAGCCAACAAUAAGGCUCCUACUCCUAUCAAGGGUCAAGAGUUGGCUGCCAGGCAGAUUGCUCCUAAUAAGCCAGCCAAGAGCAAUGCUGCAGAAGCCCAACUGCAGAAAGACCUGGCUGAUGUCACGGACAACCAGAUGGCCCCUCCUCCGAGUGGCACAAGAGAGGCUCAGCAGUUUCCUCUCCAGGAUUUGGCAUCAUCUGUGACUUCAAGUAAUUCCAGUGGAGCCACUCAACCCAUCCCAGAACAUCCUUCCAAGCUGGUGGAGGCUAGCCCAAACUCGAGCUACAUCAUGACCCAGUCUAGCAAAAGACACAGACUGGAGGGUGGCCAAAAGCCAUACUACCACAACAGAGGAAGCAGGGCCACAGGUUUAAAGGAGAAGACCACCUCACCCAUGAGCCUUCUGCUUGCUGCCAAAGAGAGAGAGAAGCGCAAGACCUUUGCCACCUCAAACAAGCAGGCUGAAACCAGUGCCAUCGGUGAGGCCUCCUUUGUGGGAAUCAGCCUAAGUGAUACCAGUCAUCUUCGGUCAUCUUCCCCAUCAGCAUCUACUGUUUAUCAUGUGGAGGACUUUCCAGGACAGGGAGAGAGCCAGGACACAGGCCACUCUACACCGUCACCAAUCCCUCCAUGGGAGGAGGAUGCUGUGGAUUUCAUCCCUCCCCCACCGGAAUUCGCAAACUCUGGGGAAGAUAUAAGGGACGAGUCCCCCCAUUGUGGACCACCCCCUAGCUUAGUGCCUUGCCCUCCCCCUUUGUGCCCAGCUGAAAUUUCCCUCUCAAGCCUCACACUGUCUGCAGAACCCAAGCAAUCCACAAAGGUGUCAUCUCCUAAUGGUCAGCUUGAGGCACCUUCUGCUGCAACCUCCCUUUCUGACAGCCAGAAGACCCUCCAGAGCAUCUUACAGAAGAAGAAGCUGGAGAUGGAUGAGAGACGUACUACUGGUGCAGAAAAAUGGUCACAGUCUCAGUCAGACAAAGACUGCGAUACCUCUGUUGGGCAACGCCCUACAACCGUGAAGGAAAACGAAUCGAACCCAAGAACCCUGCCUUCACAAGCACACAGCCUUGUCCUCAGUGAGCUGGAGAGCAAAAUAUCCAAGAAGGUGCUCAAAACAGCCAACAGUGAACCUCCGUCAAAGCAGUCCUACGGCAUGACCUUCAGAGUGCAACCGGGAUCAGAACAACCAGUCACCAUGAUCAGGAAAGGAGACUCUUCAUGAAGAUACAAGAAAUCAUGAGACCACAAGACAUGCCACUGUGUACCCCUACGUGUUCACUACCAUGGCAACAGGUGUUGUUGAUGGGGGUCUUCAAUGCUACAAAAGACAGCUGAAUUUACCAGCCUUCUAAGAACAAGAAGACAUGAGUUGCCAACCACUGGAGAAGAAGCUAACAAAGCGGGGGUAGCUGGUAGUGCAAUCGUUAUGGCUGCCACCUUUGGUUCUGAAGGUUGCAAGUUCCAAUCCCCCCUCUAGCUGUAGUACCCUUGAGCAAGAUACUAACCCUAAACUGCUCCAGCCAGGAGUCCAGACAAAACCCCCAGGACAAAAACCUCCUAGGGGGAUUUUGUCUGAGGGGUUUUGUCCUACACUCGCUCCACCAAAAUUACCCAGCUGUCUAAAUGGGUAA